This is a messenger RNA of Rhododendron vialii, 2228 nucleotides long. RefSeq names its product pentatricopeptide repeat-containing protein At5g15300. Gene Ontology annotation, molecular function: protein binding; RNA binding. Gene Ontology annotation, biological process: RNA modification. The record is from RefSeq and is a predicted model, not a curated record. NCBI's taxonomy places the organism in Eukaryota, Viridiplantae, Streptophyta, Magnoliopsida, Ericales, Ericaceae.
ACCUUACCGUUCCCCAGCUCAAGCAAGUGUCCUGAGAAUCUGCUUUCCCUUGUAAUUUGCUAGCAAUAGCGAAAAUAAAAUCUUUUUGCUGGCAAUCGUAAUUUGCUAGAAUCUGCCUAAUCAAUCUAAAUUGCCACACUGAGGAGAAGUAAUGUAAUGAUCAGAAAGAAAAUAACGGACAAGAGCUCCAACAAUCCCCUAUGGCGAAACUGCACAAACAUCAAAACCCUCAAGCAAAUCCACGCUUCAAUGAUCGUAAAUGGCUUCAAUUCCAACCCCUCUGCUCUCAAAGAACUCAUUUACGCUUCAGCCAUUUCCAUCCCAUCCGCCAUCAACUAUGCCCACCAACUGUUCGCUCAAAUUACCCAACCCGACCUCUUCACUUGGAACACCAUGAUCAGAGGCUCAGCCCAGAGCCCCAACCCAAUAACAGCCGUUUCGAUCUAUACCCAGAUGGAAAAACGCAACGUCCAGCCCGAUAAAUGUACUUUUCCGUUUGUACUCAAGGCGUGUACUAAGCUUUUUUGGGUUAAGGCUGGCUGUGCUGUUCAUGGGAAGGUUGUGAAAUUUGGGUUUGAAUGGAACAGUUUUGGAAGAAAUGCCUUGAUUUACUUCCAUGCUAAUUGUGGGGAUAUAAGGGUUGCAAGUGAGCUUUUUGAUGGUUCAGAAAAGGAUGAUGUUGUCGCUGGGUCGGCUUUGACAGCGGGUUAUGCAAGGAGGGGGGAGUUGGGGGCCGCGAGGAAACUGUUUAACGAGAUGCCUGUGAAGGAUUUGGUUUCUUGGAAUGUGAUGAUUACCGGGUAUGCAAAACGAGGAGAGAUGGAGAGUGCCAGGGAACUUUUCAAUGAGGUGCCGAAGCGGGAUGUGGUGACUUGGAAUGUGAUGAUUGCUGGUUAUGUGUUUAGUGGGGAGCAUGAAAGGGCGCUGGAGAUGUUUGAGGAGAUGAGACGUGUAGGAGAACGACCGGAUGAAGUGACAAUGCUGAGCCUUCUUUGUGCUUGUGCUGAUUCAGGAGCUUUAGAUAUUGGGGAGAAAAUACAUUGCUCCCUUUUGGAAAUGCAUUCAAGGGGGUUGAGCAUUUUGCUUGGUAAUGCGCUUAUAGACAUGUAUGCAAAGUGUGGGAGCAUUCAAAAAGCGCUUGAAGUGUUCCAAGGGAUGAGAGAGAAGGAUGUGUCGACUUGGAACUCAAUUAUAGGAGGGUUAGCUUUCCAUGGCCACUCAGAGGAAUCCAUUUGUCUUUUCGAGGAAAUGAGGAGACUUAAAAUCAGGCCGAAUGAGAUUACUUUUGUUGAAGUUCUUGUUGCUUGUAGUCAUGCUGGGGAGGUGAAACAGGGCCAUCGAUAUUUCAACCUCAUGAAAGAUGAGUAUAAUAUCGCGCCAAACAUAAAGCAUUGUGGAUGUAUGGUGGACAUGUAGGGGCGCGCUGGGAAACUGGAAGAAGCUUUCGAGUUCAUAGACACCAUGGAGAUCCAACCUAAUGCGAUUGUGUGGAGAACUCUACUCGGGGCAUGUAGGGUACACGGAAAUGUUGAGUUGGGAAGGCGUGCAAAUGAGAGGUUACUUGGAAUGAGAAAUGAUCAAAGUAGUGACUAUGUACUACUGUCAAACAUAUAUGCCUCCCAAGGUGUGUGGGAUGGUGUUGAAACAGUGAGAAAAUUGAUGGAUGAUAGUGGAGUGAGAAAAGAGGUUGGUGGUAGUCUGAUUGAAGUAGACAAACAACGAUGAAGAAUGGAUAAUAGUACACGCUCCAUCACAGCACGAGCACGAGUAUAGCAGUGCAUCCCUAGUCGCCAUAUCAACAGAAGGUGAGACUGUGAAGUCCAAUAACGUAGACAUUGGUGUGGGCUAUGAGUAGACAAACUACGUCGGAAGCACACCAUUGUUCAGAGACAGAGACGAGUAUGUCGUGGGCUGUAAGUAGGCAAACUGUGGCGAAGGAUAGACAAUACCGUAGAUCGGCAUAGAGUACACAACCGGCACACUGGAACACACAAUCGGCAUACUGGAACAGUAAAUUGUGUCGGUUGCAAUCGGCCCAAACGGCAUGCUAGACAUAGAGUUUAGGGUUUUAGAGUUUAGGGAAAACUCAAAUGGUCGUAUACUAAAUCAGGGGCCACAUCAUUUCUUAAAUCAAAAAAAUGUCUUUGACAUGUACCUGACCAUUUCUUUCUUAUUUUCCUGACCAGGAAAAAACUUGUUCUAGUGUAUUUCACUUCAUUUUUUUGUCA